Felis catus (domestic cat) is the source of this 3260-nucleotide messenger RNA. It is a transcript of the gene PIAS4, whose product is annotated as protein inhibitor of activated STAT 4. The transcript has 11 exons. The record is from RefSeq and is a predicted model, not a curated record. Bases 166 to 1680 code for a protein of 504 amino acids. Gene Ontology annotation, molecular function: transcription coregulator activity; zinc ion binding; SUMO ligase activity. Gene Ontology annotation, biological process: protein sumoylation; regulation of transcription by RNA polymerase II. Lineage: Eukaryota; Metazoa; Chordata; Mammalia; Carnivora; Felidae.
GGUUAGAAGAUGCCUUGUGGUCAGACUCGGCCCGCCGAGCCCACCUGCCUUUAGCUCCGUGGCGGGGAGUCAGCUUCCACAUGACAUCGCCUCUCCCCUCCAAGGCCUUGGGCCUCUUCCAGAAGAAACAUCUUGCCUGCAAGCCUAUUUUCUCUGCUCAAGAACAUGGUGAUGAGUUUCCGAGUCUCCGAUCUUCAAAUGCUCCUGGGUUUCGUCGGCCGGAGUAAGAGUGGACUUAAACACGAACUUGUCACCCGGGCCCUCCAGCUGGUCCAGUUUGACUGUAGCCCUGAGCUGUUCAAGAAGAUCAAAGAGCUGUAUGAGACACGCUACGCCAAGAAGAGCUCGGAGCCUGUCCCCCAACCCCACCGGCCCCUGGACCCCCUGACCAUGCACUCAACCUAUGACCGGGCUGGCACGGUGCCCAGGACUCCCCUCUCGGGCCCCAACAUUGACUACCCCGUGCUCUAUGGGAAGUACUUGAACGGACUUGGACGCUUGCCCGCCAAGACCCUCAAGCCAGAAGUGCGUCUGGUGAAACUGCCCUUCUUUAACAUGCUCGAUGAGUUGCUGAAGCCCACAGAGCUGGUCCCACAGAAUAAUGAGAAGCUUCAGGAGAGCCCGUGCGUCUUUGCGCUGACGCCAAGGCAAGUGGAGCUGAUCCGGAACUCCAGAGAGCUGCAGCCCGGGAUCAAGGCCGUGCAGGUGGUCCUCAGAAUUUGCUACUCGGACACCAGCGGCCCCCAGGAGGACCAGUACCCACCCAACAUCGCCGUGAAGGUCAACCACAGCUACUGCUCCGUCCCGGGCUACUACCCCUCGAAUAAGCCUGGAGUGGAGCCCAAGAGGCCGUGUCGCCCCAUCAACCUCACCCACCUCAUGUACCUUUCCUCGGCCACCAACCGCAUCACCGUCACCUGGGGGAACUAUGGCAAGAGCUACUCCGUGGCCUUGUACUUGGUGCGACAGCUGACCUCUUCGGAGCUGCUGCAGAGGUUGAAAACCAUCGGGGUGAAGCAUCCGGAGCUGUGCAAGGCGCUGGUCAAAGAGAAGCUCCGCCUGGACCCUGACAGCGAGAUCGCCACCACGGGCGUGCGGGUCUCCCUCAUCUGCCCGCUGGUGAAGAUGCGGCUGUCCGUGCCCUGCCGGGCGGAGACCUGCGCCCACCUACAGUGCUUCGACGCCGUCUUCUACCUCCAGAUGAACGAGAAGAAGCCCACCUGGAUGUGCCCCGUGUGCGACAAGCCGGCCCCCUACGACCAGCUCAUCAUCGACGGGCUCCUGUCCAAGAUCCUGAGCGAGUGUGAGGAUGCCGACGAGAUCGAGUACCUGGAGGACGGCUCGUGGUGCCCGAUCCGCGCCGAGAAGGAGCGCAGCUGCAGCCCUCAGUGCCCCAUCCUGGUGCUCGGCACCUCGGACGCCAACGGGCUCCUGUCCACCCCUAACCUCAACGGUGGCGGUGCAGGAGGCGCCGCGGGCGGGGGCGCCGCGGGCGGGGGCGGCGCGGCGGGCGGCGUGGAGAAUGGGAAGCCGGGAGCCGACGUGGUGGACCUCACUCUGGACAGCUCGUCCUCGUCGGAGGAGGAGGAGGACGAGGACGAGGACGAGGACGAGGACGAGGAGGGUCCCCGGCCCAAGCGCCGCUGUCCCUUCCAGAAGGGCCUGGUGUCGGCCUGCUGACUGCUCACCGCCACCGCUGGCCGGACACUCGACUUUCCUGGUGCUCACCCACGCGGAUGGGGCGCAGGCGGGCCUCGGGGUGCAGAGGGAGGAGUGAUUUUUUUUUUUCUUUUUACUGUUCAUUUUGUUUUUCCACCCCUUUCCCUGGCUCCUGGCACCUGUACCUCUGGACUCUCCUAUCGGAGGAUUAAAAAAAAGUAAAAUGACAAAAAAAGUACAAAAAAAAAAAAAAGGAAAAAGGAAACAAACAAAAAAAAAUCAAACUUUUAAAAACGAGGCAAGCCACCCACACAGCUGCUUCCCCGGCCGGAGCCCGAGCCCCGGAGCCCAAGCCACCCCGGGCCGCCCCGCCUCGCCUCCUCCAGUGACCAUUCCAGCUGGUGCAGGGGGACGGGGCGCGUGGGGUGGGGGGGGGGGCGGCAGCGGGGGACACUGACGGGCACGUGCCCCUCCCCCUGGCAGCAGCCGCAACUUUGACAUUCGUCUGUUCCUUUGCUUUUUUUUCUCUGCAAACACGUUCUCUCGCCCAGAGACCCUGGAGCGCACCGCCGAGCAGGGAGCAUUUUAGCCAAGAAGCCAUGGAGUGGGUUGGGGCAGGGAGGGGGGCGGGGGGAGCAGGGGCCGGGGUGGGGGGGGUGUGGGGGGGGCCGGGGAGGGUUUAGCCACAGAGGUGUUGUAUUUUUUGAAAGUGCAAUAACUUGGUAUUUUGAAGACCCAGCAUGUGGCCAGGACCCCCUGUGGAAGGCGGGGGCCCCAGGGCGCGGCGGCGCGUGGCGUGGGGGGGUCCCCUUUUUCUAGCCAGCUACCUCGGUAACUCCAAUUCAGGUUAACUUCCCUACGGAACAGCGCAGACGUCCGCAGAUGCCGCCACCAGGCCCCUCCUCGGCGGGGCGGGGCGGGGCGGGGCGGGGCGGGGAGGGCGGCCACUCCCCCAGGGGCAGCAGGGACCCCCCCCCUCCCCCGCCCCACCUUCUCCACUUGGGGUGGCUCCUCCCCCCUUUUCUUGCUCUUGGGUUUUCCGACGGGUAGAGGCCCGCCCGGCACCCCCUCCCCUGGGAGCCUCACUCUCGUCUUCCAACAGGGCCGGGCCGAGGGCCUCCCUUCAGCUGCUCACCCAGCACCCACCCCCCCCACCCCCCCACCCCCCCACCCCCCCACCCCCCCGCCCCGGGGACGCCCGGCCUCGGGGUGGGGGUGGGGUCCGGCCAUCGCGGGGAGCCGGCAGCUGGGCGCCCGGCCCCGCCACCCGGCGUCCUCGUCCCCUGGAGGCCACGCUUGGUUCUCCCACCGCCUCUGCCCCGUUCGGUCUCGCUUCUUUUCUUCCUUGCUGCCCACCCCCUGCCCCAGAAUAAUUUCCUUUGUAUAAACAGAACUCUUGUAGUCAGGAAGCAAUAUCAUUUCAGGUCUAAAGAAGAAAGGGACAUCAAUCUGGCCGAGGGCAAAUUCAGUUUUACUGUAUAAACUCGGCUGUGCAGUGCGGCCCCUCCGUCUGCACGGGCCGCUGAGGGCCACCGUUUUCUAAUAUUUGUAUUCUAAUUUAAUUGUUUUUAAAAAACACAAAUAAAAAAGGUCAAGGUGAA